Brassica rapa (field mustard) is the source of this 2225-nucleotide messenger RNA. RefSeq names its product cysteine-rich receptor-like protein kinase 11. The record is from RefSeq and is a predicted model, not a curated record. NCBI's taxonomy places the organism in Eukaryota, Viridiplantae, Streptophyta, Magnoliopsida, Brassicales, Brassicaceae. Gene Ontology annotation, biological process: protein phosphorylation; defense response to bacterium. Gene Ontology annotation, molecular function: protein serine/threonine kinase activity; ATP binding. Gene Ontology annotation, cellular component: plasma membrane.
AUGUGUCGAAUCAGUCUCUUUCCAAUUCUCUUAUCCGUCCUUGUGACCUUUAGUUUCAUCUCAGUGUCCGGACAGAUUUGCGGAAACACUGGGGGAACUUUCAGACCAAACACUACGUAUGACUCAAACCGUCGACUCAUCCUCUCGUCUCUUGCCUCUAAUGUCACGGGUCGAGACGGUUUCUUCUACAACUCCUCGUUCGGACAAGAACAAGACCGAGUCUACGCGAUGGGCUUGUGCGUCCCCGGAGCUAAACCAAAGGACUGCUCAGACUGCAUAACUGACGCAGUGACAAAGAUGAUACAAAACUGUACUAACCAAACAGAGGCUUUCUCAUGGCCAGGCACCGAAACUCUCUGCAUGGUCCGCUACGCGAACAGUUCCUUCUUCGGAACGAUGGAUCUAGAGCCGAACUCAUUAAGAUACAACACUGGGAACAUCACCAUCAGCAUGUCUGAGCUCGAAAGAAUUUGGGAUGCGUUUAUGACUCGGAUGAUAGAUUCGGCCUCAUCGGGACGCAGUGGAGCUUCAUCGUCUUCUAGUGGUAAGUACUACGCAGCGGAUGUCACGUCGUUGACGACGUUUCAGCGAGUUUACGCGUUGAUGGAGUGUACUCCGGAUUUGUCUCCGGGGAAUUGUGAAGCUUGUCUCCGAGAAAAUGUUAGGAGGUACCAACAGUGUUGCCGUGGGAAUCAAGGCGGCGUUGCUAGGCGGCCGAGCUGUUUCUUUCGGUGGGAUCUUUAUCCCUUCUUAGGGGCUUUUGAUAAUAUUUCCUCCGGAGCACCUCCGUCACAACCUUUUACCGGCGACGGAGACGGUGCUUCAAAGAAAGAUGGCGAUUCCCUUUCAGUGGGAGCUAUCGUUGGAAUUGUGGCUGCGAUCAUUGUCAUCGUCUUGGUGCUGCUCGCUCUUGCGUUUGUUUUUUACCGGAGGAGAAAAUCGCACCAAGAAGAUGAUUUUCAAUCUGGUGAUGAUAUCUCAACUACACAUUCAUUACAAUUCGAUUUUAAGACUGUUGAAGCUGCAACAGAUAACUUUUCAAGGAGUAACAGGCUAGGUCAAGGUGGAUUCGGUGAAGUGUACAAGGGUAUACUUCCAAACGGAACUGAAGUUGCUGUGAAGAGACUGUCCAAAACAUCAGGACAAUGUGCACUACUAGAGUUCAAGAACGAGGUUCUUGUUGUUGCAAAGCUUCAGCAUAGAAAUCUUGUUAAGGUUCUUGGGUGUUGUUCGGAGCCGGAAGAAAAGAUUAUAGUCUACGAGUUUGUUCCUAACAAUAGCCUUGAUUAUCUACUUUUUGACCCUACAAAGCAAGGUCAGUUGGAUUGGACAAUGAGAUACAAGAUCAUUUCAGGGAUUGCUCGAGGAAUUUUAUAUCUUCAUCAAGAUUCACGGCUUAUAAUCAUACACCGUGACCUUAAAGCCAGUAACAUUCUUUUAGAUGCAGAUAUGAACCCGAAAAUUACGGGUUUUGGCAUGGCCAGGAUUACUAUGGUUGGCCAAGCCCUUGAAAAUACAAGCAGAAUAGUUGGAACAUACGGUUAUAUGGCUCCCGAGUAUGCAAUGCAUGGCCAGUUCUCCACAAAAUCCGAUGUAUAUAGCUUUGGGGUCUUAGUUUUGGAGAUUGUUAUUGGAAAGAGGAAUAGCAGCUUCCACGAAACAGAUAGUAACGAUAGCAACUUGGUCACAUCUGCAUGGAAGCUUUGGAGAAAUGGCUCACCGUUAGAACUUGUGGAUCCAACUGUUAGAAAGACUUGUGACAGCAGUGAAGUUACCAGAUGCAUCCAUAUCGCAUUGUUAUGUGUUCAAGAAAAUCCUAUGGAUCGUCCAACUUUGUCGACAAUCAUUUUGAUGCUCACUAGUAACACAGUUACCUUACCUGUGCCUCACCAACCUGGAUUUUUUUUCAAAAGCACACGUGAUCAAGACUUAUCAGCUGAAGAUUUGGAGUCAGGUCAAUCUACUGGAAAAUUUGUUCCUUUCUCUAUCAACGAUGAAACCAUUAGUGAGUUAAAUCCUCGUUGAAGAUCAAUCUUGAUGUCCUUUUAAUACUUCUGAAGUCCUUGUUGCGGUGCUAGAACUUGAAUCUCCCUGCGUUUUCUUUCUCAGAUUAGACGUCCCUCUCACUUUUAUUCUGUGUGAUUGUAAAUUUGUAAUCAAGUUUUGUAAUUUGAAUUUUGGAAGUUUUUAGCUAAUGAUUAAGGGUACUCCAACUUAUUUACCCA